Rhagoletis zephyria (snowberry fruit fly) is the source of this 745-nucleotide messenger RNA. RefSeq names its product SCP2 sterol-binding domain-containing protein 1. Lineage: Eukaryota; Metazoa; Arthropoda; Insecta; Diptera; Tephritidae. The record is from RefSeq and is a predicted model, not a curated record. Gene Ontology annotation, cellular component: cytosol.
AAUUCGCCAGUAACACCGCUUGUAUAAAUUCGCCUAGGCAGCAACGUUUCUCUUUACUUGACGUUUACCUUUUCACCUGUCGGCGUUGUAUGGACUUUGUAUCUGGCGCAAUAAGACUUCGUACAUUUUAGCUUUUGUCGAAUUUGUUAAUUAUUAAAGAUGUCGCUUGCUUCUGAUGCCGUAUUUCAAAAAAUUAUUGAUGGCGUGAAGGAAAACGAAGCCAAGGCAAAGGCUAUCAAUGGUGUCUUCCUCUAUAAAAUCACCAAAGAUGGCAAAGUGGUAAAGGAAUGGACUUUGGACUGCAAGAAUGCUAAAGCAUACGAAGGACCUGCCAAGGAUAUUAAAGUCGAUACUACGCUGACUGUGGCGGAUGAAGAUAUGGUGGACAUUGCUCUCGGGAAACUAAAUCCACAGGCCGCCUUCAUGAAGGGCAAACUCAAGAUUUCGGGAAACAUUAUGUUAUCCCAAAAGCUGGCUCCUCUUCUCAAGACAGAUGCUAAGUUGUAAAGAUUUAGCAUGUAAUAAUAAAAAUAUUCAUUCCGUGUCGGGAUUAUAAAAAGUACAUAUACAUACAUACAUAAAUUGGUAUUGUAAUUCAUGUUUAAAUAUAUGGGAGGCAGGGUAAACGAUUAAUUAAAUUCAAAUGAAAAGGACAUAUUAACAUUGUUUUAUGAGCAUAAUAGUUGUAUUUAAAAAAAUAAUAAAUAAAUAAAAUGCCAAUUCUGAAUACUAGCUCAGAUUUCAA